UUUUCACAUGCUCACAAUAAAGCAUGUGCUGCAGUGUGUGAGCGCAUCCUGGUGUGUGGUCUGCAUUCAUAAACCUAUGGAAUCUGAUCACACAUUUACUGACGGCUUUUUAUGAGGUAUGUCAAGCAAGCCAGAGACUCUUUUGAAUGUCCUUUAGAACUUUUCAAAGUAAAAGGUCUCAAUAAAGUCGACAUAAAGCAUUGCUGCAAAAAAAGUUCUCACGCUUUUAUUUUGGAAGCACGUUCACUUAAGAGGAAAUGAUUAUGGGAGUAACUGUACCUGUCAUGAUAGAUCUAUUUCAGCACCCAGCCACUAUCAAUUUAUUUGUGUUUAUUUUUCUGCUAUCAAAGCGCCUAUUGCCGACCACUGCUCUAUUCAAUAGUGCAGCAACAAUGUGAUGUGGGCUGAAAAACUGGGGAAACAGUUGGGCAAUCCGACACGAUCAGUAACUGGGUGGCUGGUCAGUAAACUGCUCACAUCGCACAACCGGGUCCUCGAAGAGAGUGCUGUGCAGCUGAGUGGGAUCCAACCUGGGGACACAGUGCUGGAGCUGGGUCAUGGCCCAGGACUUGGUCUGCAGUCAGCAGUCAAACUACUCACAGAGCCCACAGGUCACCUUAUAGGUGUGGAUUACUCAGAGUACAUGCACCAGAUGGCAAGUGAGCAACUGAAAGAAUUUUUGGCCAGUGGGAAAGUGACCCUACAUCACUGUGAUGUCGCAGCAAUGCCUCUGGCAGACAGCUCUGUGGAUAAAGUCUUUCAUUGUAACUGCUACUACUUCUGGCCUGACCUCAGGAAGGGAGCCACAGAGAUACACCGGGUAAUGAAACCAGGAGGGCUGAUGGUGACCACGCUGAGGCUGUUCCGUGUGGCUACUUUUGCAGCAAAGCGAGUGAUACCAGGAGAGAACUGGCGCCCGCAGGCCUACAUGGCAGCUCUGAGAGACUCUGGCUUCACUGAUGUCAGAAUGGAAGACAGACAACACAAACACAUUGUUUUUCAGGCUAUCUUUGCCACUGCUGGAAAAUAAGACUGAAAUGAAACCGCAAAUGAGAAAUUGUGUGUAUUUUAAAUGCUUAAAUGAAAACAAAUCAAACACAGAAAUUAAGUAAAAUACAAUACACAUUGUUGGUUGUAUUUGCAUUUUAUGCAUUGAUUGUGUUAAUUGUUUUAAAUAACUACAUUGUUUUUCAUUUGUGACACGGAUUUUCCAAACCACAUCAAAAUCAAAUCACAACACAGAAAAUUAAAUGAAAAUAUGUAAGUCAUAUCAGUGUGUAUUGUAUUUCUGUGUUUGAUUUAAUUUCCUUCCCUAAAAUCUUCCAUACCUCUCAGCUGAACCACACUGUAGAGCUGCCUUGUUGACCAUUUCCUUGAUACAGAGGGGUCUUAGACUAGACUAGACACUACCCUAUAUUUGAUUAAACUGUAAAGCUGUUUGAUAUGAUUGACAUUAAAUAAGGAUAUGCUGUUCAUUUCUGUUUGACAAGCUGCUGGCUCCAGAUAUCAAGUAACUGUCACAAAAGUUAAAAAAAAAAACUACAAUAAUUUAUCUUGAAGGAAAUUAUUCAUAUACAUAGUUAAAUAACUAUGUAUUGCAUAAGUUAUACUGUACAAAGGCUAUGUAGUGAAAGUGUACAUACAGGCUAAUAUAAAUUUGUUUAAAAAAUAAAUAAAUAGAGCUCCAUA
This is a messenger RNA of Micropterus salmoides (largemouth bass), 1689 nucleotides long. RefSeq lists its product as uncharacterized. The coding region runs from base 398 to 1030 and encodes 210 amino acids. Gene Ontology annotation, biological process: sterol biosynthetic process. Gene Ontology annotation, cellular component: endoplasmic reticulum. NCBI's taxonomy places the organism in Eukaryota, Metazoa, Chordata, Actinopteri, Centrarchiformes, Centrarchidae. The record is from RefSeq and is a predicted model, not a curated record. Gene Ontology annotation, molecular function: sterol 24-C-methyltransferase activity. The transcript is spliced from 4 exons.